Solanum stenotomum is the source of this 1269-nucleotide messenger RNA. RefSeq lists its product as uncharacterized. Lineage: Eukaryota; Viridiplantae; Streptophyta; Magnoliopsida; Solanales; Solanaceae. The record is from RefSeq and is a predicted model, not a curated record. The transcript has 4 exons. Gene Ontology annotation, molecular function: nucleic acid binding. The coding region runs from base 1 to 1269 and encodes 422 amino acids. Gene Ontology annotation, biological process: DNA integration.
AUGGUCAAGGAAGGCAUAGUCCUUGGUCACAAGGUGUCACAAAAGGAUAUAGAGGUCGAAAAGGCCAAAAUUGAGGUGAUUGAAAAGUUGUUUCUACUUAUUUAUGUGAAGGGUGUUCGAAGUUUCUUAGGACAUGCCGGAUUUUAUAGGCGUUUCAUCAAGGACUUCUCAAAAACUACACACCUCAUGUGCAAGCUUUUGGAGAAGGAAGUGAAAUUCCUUUUUGAUAAGGCAUGUCUUAGAGCCUUUGAAUGCCUGAAGGAGAAGCUGAUUUCUGCCCUAGUGAUAAUUGGCCCAGAUUGGGCUGAGCCAUUUGAGGUAAUGUGUGAUGCUAGUGGUAUUGCUUUAGGAGUUUUGUUGGGGCAAAAGCGCUACAAGAUGUUCCAUCCGAUUUACUAUGCUAGUAAGUCACUAAAUGGAGCACAACGAACUAGCUAUGGUGUAUGCUUUCGAGAAAUUCAGAGCUUACUUACUGGGCGAUGUAUCCCUGAAGCUGAGAUGUUGCAUAUUCUAGAAGCUUGUCACUCCUCUCCGGAUGUGAUAGAAAUAGUAAGGAGUUGUGAUGUGUGCCAGCAGCAAGGAGCCAUCUCUCGGCGCCAUGAGUUACCCAUGACACUUAUUCUGGAGGUGGAGCUAUUUGAUAUGCGGGGAGUCGAUUUCAUGGGCCCAUUUGUGAGCUCAUAUGGGAAGAAGUACAUAUUAGUGGCAGUGGACUAUGUGUCCAAAUGGGUUGAGGCAGUUGCUUUGCCUGAGAAUGAUGGCAAGAGUGUUGCUGGGUUUUUUAAGAAGAAUAUAUUCUCAAGGUUCAGCACACCCAGAGCUAUCAUCAGUGAUGGUGGUUCCCAUUUCUACAACAAGACAGCUUUCAAUACGCCUAUUGGUAUGUCUCUAUAUCAUUUGGUGUUUGGAAAGGCAUGUCAUUUUUUUAUUGAGCUCGAGCAUAAAUCACUCUGGGAUUUGAAGAAAUUGAACCUUAGUUGGAGUGAAACUGCAAACAUGAGGCUGGAUCAGAUUAAUGAGAUGGAUGAGUUCCAUUUGAGAGCGUAUGAGAGGUCUGCACUAUACAAGGAGAGGAUGAAGCUACAUUAUGAUAAGCAUAUUGAGAAGAGAACCUUCACUCCUGGUGAUUUGGUGUUACUUUUCAAUUCUAGACUUUGUUUGUUUCCUAGGAAGCUGAGAUCCAAAUGGUCUGGACCUUUGGGUAACUUAGGUGUUCCAGUCGGGUGUUAUUCUGUAACGCCCCGUACGAAACUAGUAAGACCUAGCUAA